Tuber aestivum (summer truffle) is the source of this 2907-nucleotide messenger RNA. NCBI's taxonomy places the organism in Eukaryota, Fungi, Ascomycota, Pezizomycetes, Pezizales, Tuberaceae. The record is from the annotation of a GenBank genome assembly.
AUGUACAUCCCCCGACCCCUCCUCUCCUCCGCCUAUGCCCACCUGAAAGCCCACGCGCACUCCACAAACCCGUCAAUUCUCCUCCUCUGCGCCCUGGACACUGAUUCCCUCUGCGCCGCACGCAUCCUCACGCAUCUCCUCAAGCAAGACUACGUACCUCACAAGAUACACCCGGUCGCCGGGUAUCAAGAGCUCGAGAAUGUUAACAAGACGCUUGUCAAGGGGAACGAAGAGCUGCGGUUUGUGAUUUGCUUGGGGUUGGGAGGGUUGGUUGACAUUGCCGCGUUUUUGGACUUGAGUGGUGGGAGGGGAGAAGAGGAAGAAGGGAGGAAGAGGAGGGUGGAGUGUUGGUUGGUGGAUGGGAGGAGGCCGUGGAAUUUGUAUAAUGUUUUUGGUGACGAGGGGCAGAAGGAGGUGGGAGGGGAAGGAGCGAAUGGGAAGGUUAAGGGUGGGAGAUAUGGUGUUGGUGAGGGGGUCGGCGGGGUAAAGUGCUUUGAUGAUGGGGAUAUUGAAGAGGAUUUGGAAGGGGAGGGCAUGGCGUUCCGGGCACUGGUGGAUAUGCCGGAGGUUGAUGAGGAUAGUGAUGAUAGCGACGAUGAUGAUGAUGAUGAUGAGGAGGAGGAGGGAGAGGAAGGGGGGGUUGAGAGUGAGGGGGGAAGAGAGGAUGAGAGCGAAGAUGGUGGGGUGCCGGUCCAGCCGAGGGUUGGGUCUGCAGUAGGAGCUGCCAGUGGGAGGAAGAGAAAGAGUUCUGAACAACCUGAUGAUGAUAGUGACCAUGAGGGAGAAUCGGAUGGAGAGAUACCGAGAGUUCGUCGGCGGAGGAGGACUGGGAGUGACCUGGUUUGUCUUCCACUGCUUAAUUGACUUUAGCUUGGUGGAUGCUUACACUUCACAUGUAGUCUUCCCGGGAAUCUUCACCAUUGAUUCACAGACAUACACUUCUUUCCUACCCUUCCUCCAAAGCACUCGCCUCCUCGCCCCCGCCCGCACGCUCACAUUCCCCGCCUUCUUCACCUUCACAGCGAUUGCCCCUUCCACCACCCGAGCGUCCUCCACCAUCCACAAAACUUCUUCGGAGAAAACUCCGUCGUCUGCGAGCAAAGCACGAGUCUACGGUUUCAAGUUACUACAUGCAGGGAACCUGGCACGGCGAGCCAAUAUCUGGUCUUCUUUACUCCCUAGCAUCCGAUCUUGGCCGUGAGGAUAAUGACCUUCUCUGGCUGGCCAUCGUGGGCAUCUCCUCCGGGGAGAUUAUCGGUCGGGGGGCAAUCUCUGGUCCACCAAGGAAAGCUGGAGGUCUCGGCUGGGUAAGCACUACUCGAGAAGACCAGAUCCGUGGAGUCCUCCGAGAUGAGGUCCGCAGAUUGAAUCCUCCGGAGGCCCCACACUCAGGCACCUCCAAUGCUUCAAGCAGCGGUAGUAACAGUUUACAGACCACCGCUCGAUCACCGUCUGAUACAGCCAUCAGGUUAUCACCGGAAUACAGGUUCAUGCUCAUCCGCCAUUGGUCAUUGUAUGACUCCAUGUUGCAUUCUUCCUUCUUGGGGACAAAAUUACAUAUCUGGUCAGAGUCCGGGAGGAAACGGCUGCACAAGUUGUUGGCAAAGAUGGGGUUUAGUCUUAGUCAGUGCAAACAAAGCUAUACGCACAUGGACAUGGACUUGAAGCGGAGUCUUCGCGAGAGGUUAGAGAAGUACGCCCCACUGUACGGCCUCGAAGGUGUCGUACGAGAGGGGUUUGUUAGGUGCUGGGGGUUUAGAGGGUGCCUUAGCGCAGUGGACGUAGCAUAUGUCGUAGGUGGACUUUUAGAAAUGGGACGAAGGGGUCAUAACAACGCCAACAAUUCAACAACUACACCAUCAUCAUCUGCUGGUAAAGCCCCAGAAGCACCGGUAGACCCUGAUCCAACCGAUGAAACCCGUAGAGAAGAAGCAAGAGAAUCCGAGAGUUGGAUAGCUAAUUUCUGGUCUGCUUAUGAUGCGCUCGAAGAGUACCCUCCCCCUCCUCCCUUCCCUUUCAUCUUGGCUGACAUUGGCUAGCAUCGAAGCUUUAAAAUCCGCCCUCCCAACAGCGAUGGAUUUGACCCGUGCAAUCCUACGAACCGGCACCGCAUUAAUUGAGAAGCGUCAAAUUCGUCUUCUACGCGCCUUCCGGCUUGCAGUCGUUAAGGAGGGUCCCGAUGUCUCAACAUUCACCCACCCCAGUGCAUUAUCAAAGUUGGCUCUAUGGCUUGGCGAAGCUAUUCUAGAGCAAGAAAAGGAGCUCAGGAAGAAGCAGCAUUUGCCUCUCGUCGUUGCGAGUCUCAACGAGCGGCGGGGUGUGUAUGUGGUUGUGGGCACUGCAUUGGGAAGCAGAGCUGGCGGUGCUAAAAAGAAGCCUGAGGGUGAAAAGCGGGGUAAGGGGAAGGAAAAGGAAACUGGAGGAGGCGGGGAGGAAGGGAAAGAAGAAGAGGAGGAGGAGAAGGAAGAGGAGGAGGAGGAAAAUGAGGAUUCUUCAGACGACGAAGAUGCGAUGCUGGAGCGCCGUUCCGGGCGGAAUAGAUUCGGAAUGGCAUUCCAGGAAGUAGCCAAUAGUACCAACGCGCGCAUCCGAAUCGACUCGUUCGAAGCUACGGUCGUGGAGGUUAGGAAAGAGGAUCUCGCUGGGUUUUUGGAGGGACUCAGUCUUAAGAGUGUUGUUGGGUGAACUUUCUACCUUAUUCUGGGCGAUAGCGGUAGUGAUGGUGUAUGGUGUGUGAUGAUUUGUUUUCUUUUUAUAUAUAUAUAUUUCUUUCCUUCUACGUAAAUUCGUUUUCAUAGUAUCAUACCUACCUGUGAUUAUCAUACAUGGAAUGGGGGUCUUUGUGGUGUGAUGGUGAGAAUUUCUCAGCUAGGGUUGUAUGGAUAGCCGGUUGUUUGGGAUGGGAUG